AUGUGGCCUCGCGAUGAGAUUGACGCGGUAUUGGCGCGCCUGCCUGGGGCGGCCUUCGGUGGCCGCGUUGGUUCCGAAGCCGCAGCGGCGCGGGUCGAGUUCGUCGCUGGGGCCGACCCUGGCGCGCGCGAGGGCGGUCGGCCCCUCCUGUGGCACGAUGGAAUUGCACGCCACAUGGCGGAGCUUUGCGAGAGUGUGGAUCCGAGCGAUUUUGCCGACGAGAGCACGCGACAGUGGAUUCUCGACAAUAUCAAAUCGGGAGCUGCCCCGUUCGACGGGGCGAGCGAGCCAGGCGAUUGGCCGACGGUCCGCAUUUCUCGCGCCCAGGCCGGGGCCGGGCCCGUUGCGGCGGGCGGCGAGCUCCCCGAGGCCAUGCGCGAUCACGCGAAGCUUCGCACUGCGUCGCUCGAGCGCGAGAAGAAAGGCAAUAAGCUGUCUUGUUGCUUGCAGGCUCGCCUCAUGGAUUGGGGAAGGAAGUCGAUUCUCGCCGGUGCGCUCACGCAUGCGAAGUUUCUGGGUUAUCAAUUCCAGAUUCUCAAGGUCAUGGCCGCGGCGGCACCGCGGGCGCCGCCCCCAGUGGCUGCGGCGCGAGGUGCCGGCGCCGACAGUGUUGGCAGCAACGCUCAGGUCGAGGUCUCCGCGGUGGCCGCGGGGGGAGGGGGCGGCCGGUCGUCAGUGCGCUCAGCACGGGGGGGGCAGCGGCGCUGGGCCAAGGGCUUCCCCGCUCCCGAGCUGGCCGCCGCGCGGCCCAGCACCGCGUCAGGUGCGAAGCCAAUGUCGGUGCGGACCUGCCCCGAGCGAUUUCUCGGCGUUGGGCGUUUCGGCGAGGUCCAGCUCAGGACGCAGCGCCGCCGCCUCUACGCCCUCGAGGGGCGGGGCCCCGCGCGGCCUGGGCGAUUUGCGAUGGAGAAAGCCGAGAGCGUGGCGGUCUGUUGUCCCGAAGGGGCUGGUCCGAGGUGGCCGUCCUUCAACACCCCGUGCUUGGAGAGCGUGGAGCCCGCCAAGCUGAGCUCGCCGCGGCCGCUGAGCGCAAGGCUGUGCGCGCCGGCAGCCGGCGGGCCUCCCGGGCUGGCCUGGUCCGUGGCCGAGGCCGCCCAGGGCGGCGCCACCUCGCGCGCGCACCUCGGGGGGGCGCGGGCCGCGUCGUGGGACCCGGAGCAGGGCGGCGGCGGCACGCCCGGCUGCGCGCACGUGGUCGGGGGAGGCGGGGCAGACCCUCGCCUGGCCGGAGAGCCCAGAGGGGGCGCUGCCGCCACAUCUCGGCAUCGCGGCAGGGCGCUGCGGAGCACCGCCGGCUCGUCGGAGCAGCGCGCCCACAACAGGUCGGCGAGAGCCUCUGAGGCAUCUGGCCGCGGCUCGAUUCGCUGGAGCAAUGUGCUGGAUACCGCGAAUCAGAAGGUGGUUCGCAAAGCACACCGCCUCUUCCACCAACUGAGGAGCAGCCCUCGAGUCAAGAGGUGGGGAAGUUUCGCCAGGUCGUGA
Prorocentrum cordatum is the source of this 1482-nucleotide messenger RNA. The record is from the annotation of a GenBank genome assembly. NCBI's taxonomy places the organism in Eukaryota, Dinophyceae, Prorocentrales, Prorocentraceae.